Messenger RNA from Prunus armeniaca (apricot), 270 nucleotides. The record is from the annotation of a GenBank genome assembly. NCBI's taxonomy places the organism in Eukaryota, Viridiplantae, Streptophyta, Magnoliopsida, Rosales, Rosaceae.
AUGAAACUUAAAAGUUCGACUUGCAUUAAGAACUUCUCCAAAACCAUAUUUGAGUCCAACCUUGCAUCCCAAGAAAGAGCUGUUGGAGUUGGUUAUGUUGCUUUUAAGCAGCCAUCGAAGGAGACAUUACAAUGGGACAACAUAGUGAGAUUGGGUUUCGAUAGCAGCUCCAGCGCUGCCAGUAACCCGGGCAAAACGCCCCCCGACCAAGCCCAAGGGCAGGUUUUGCCUAGGCUUCAGCCCGAGGGCGGUGACGUCAUCACGCGGUAA